This is a messenger RNA of Penicillium verrucosum, 1290 nucleotides long. Its product is annotated as TRAM1-like protein. Gene Ontology annotation, biological process: ceramide biosynthetic process. Gene Ontology annotation, cellular component: membrane. The record is from RefSeq and is a predicted model, not a curated record. Gene Ontology annotation, molecular function: sphingosine N-acyltransferase activity. The transcript has 2 exons. The coding region runs from base 1 to 1290 and encodes 429 amino acids. Lineage: Eukaryota; Fungi; Ascomycota; Eurotiomycetes; Eurotiales; Aspergillaceae.
AUGACCCGCCGUUCAUUACCCCUGAACGGGACCAACCAAACGCCAAUGAAAGACACCCUUAGGCACAGGAAUAUCAAUGUCUCACAGACCAAGAAAAUUGGAAAUGGUCAUACAAGCCCAUCAAAUUCAACCCCAAAGCCCAAAGAACGGGGCUCUGUUCUUGAUCGCUGCAAGGAUUUCGCGCGUAAGCACACGUGGACGAUUCCACUAGGUCUCGUGCUAGCCUUCCUCUCACUAUACGCGCUCAACCCGACCGAGUCAAACCCAAUCGCUCAUUUCAUAUUCCUCUCCUACAAAGAGGAAUCCCUGAAUAGCGACCCAAAUGUCCCCAUACAGUAUGGAAAGGGUCUGUGGGACAUAGCAUUCGUGUCGUUCUACGUGAUUGUGCUAUCCUUCACGCGCGAAUUCAUCAUGCAGGAAAUUCUCCGCCCGCUAGCAGCCUCGCGCAUCAAGUCGCGGGGGAAACAAACCCGCUUCAUGGAACAGAUGUACACGGCGAUCUACUUUGGAUUCCUCGGUCCCGCGGGGUUGUAUGUCAUGCGCCACACGCCGGUUUGGUACUUCAACACCCGGGGCAUGUACGAACUCUUCCCGCAUAGGACCCAUGCGGCUGAGUUCAAGUUUUACUACUUGUUUGAGGCGGCUUAUUGGGCGCAGCAGGCUAUCGUUAUGCUGCUGGGAAUGGAGAAGCGCCGGAAGGACUUCAUGGAGCUUGUUGCGCAUCAUAUUGUGACUUUAGCGCUUAUUGCGCUCAGCUAUCGCUUUCACUUUACCUAUAUGGGCAUUGCUGUUUAUAUCACGCAUGAUAUCAGUGAUUUCUUCCUUGCCCUCUCAAAAUCUCUCCAUUACAUAGCCCCGGACAUAAUGAUACCCUUCUACGCAAUCUCGAUCGGCACGUGGGUCUAUCUCCGUCAUGUUCUCAAUCUUCGGAUCCUUUGCUCCCUUCUGACCGAGUUCCGAACCGUCGGGCCCUACGAGCUCAACUGGGAGACUCAACAGUACAAGUGCUGGAUCUCAAACAUCAUCACGUUCGCAUUGCUGGCCUUACUGCAGGCUCUCAAUCUCUUUUGGUUGUAUUAUCUGUUGCGCAGCGCUUUCAAGUUCCUCGCGACCGGGGAGAAAAAGGACGAUCGCUCCGAGCCGGAUGAGUCUGAAAUUGAGCAAGAUGAACUCAAGGCUGUUGAGGGGAUUAAUCGCCAUGCUUCGUUGAAUGGCGUUGCAUUGCCCAAUGGCAAACCCCAGCAUGCCACUGACCCUGUGGGUAUCUCUGUGAAGGCUGGAGCUCGCUAA